AUGGAAGACGAAAGUGAAGUGGCAGGGGAGAGGGACAAGUGUGUAUGUCGAACUUCAUUAGGGGCACGCACCAAAAGCACCUAUGAAAGCGUAAUUGGGUGUGUAAAGGAAAAUAAAAAUGACCAGAAAAAAAUCCGAUACUCACUAUUCCUAAAGGCGUAUGAAAAUGCAGAGCUCAUUCAAAUGGAAAAACAAGACAAGCAAGAAAAGUUAAAAUUAAAGAUGAACGAAUGGAACAUGUGGAACGCCUGCAGCGAUAUGAAGGGUUCCAAAGAGAAGCAAAGAUUGAAGCUGCUAAGUAUGCUAAAAAAUUAUCAAAUAAAAUACCAAGCAUAUUCAAACCUGAAGGCGUUAUGUGAUUACAAUAUAUAUUUUGAGAAUCCAUCAAUUGGAAAGGCAUCAAUUGGGAAGGCAUCAAUUGGGAAGGCAUCAAUUGGGAAGGCAUCAAUUGGGGAAGUUAUGGAAAACUGUGAAAAUAUUUUAGAGGACCCACAUAGAGAGAACUUCUUCUACCAUCUGGUUAGCAUGGGUGUGUCCUACAAUGAUAUAAUACUCAUCUCAAGUGUCUUCGAAAAGAUAGAACACCUGAAAAAUUGUAAUUUGUAUAUGUUGCCAUGGAUUUAUAGAAAGCUAAAUGAGUUUCAUAAUUUUGAUACAACCACAUUUAUCAUUCAUUGUGUUGCUUAUUCUUUAUCCACUUUCCCUUGUUCAUUAGCUUUGUUUCUUCAAUAUAGAACGUUGGCUAUUGUUUUUCCUCUAUUUUUUACAUACAUGAUUUUAUCAUUUCCUUUUUUGUUACAAGAAAUAAAUUGUGGUCGUCUCUUCUUGGAUGGAUGCAUGUCUUUCUUCGUUUCCUUCGAUUACUACCACCUCCCCAUCGGUAUAAUCCUCCUCAUUUCAUACCUCCUCUCCAUUAUCAAUUGUGUAGAUAUUAUAUGUUUGCAAGUUAUUUAUUUUUCCUUUUAUCUCACUCCUAAUAACCCUUGGGUUUAUCGGAAUGUCGAUACCAAAAUAUGCUCCAAGUUUAACGGAACCCGGAGCAUUUGUGAUUUUGCCCGCAACAUCUGCUACUACAAUGAGGCCACUGACGUGUGCGAACUCAACCGGAUUAAGCUGGGCACCAAAAUCUACGACACACUAUUGAGCAAGUAUGCUGAACCCAAGAGCGAGAAAUUUGCAUACACCACAGUGCUUCUCUCCUUCCUCCUCCUUAUCCUUUACAACAUCUUCUCCAAGUAUAAGACUUCGCACAAGGUCCUGAAGAUCCACCUGUCCAUUCUGAUACUGGUGUUGGCCGUCUUCAUAAUUACGAUGCGAGAUUUCACGAUGAUGCAGUUUCUCCUUGCUGACUUUAAUUGGGACAGAGUCAUGAACGUGCUUCUCGACCACGAGGUCUGGAUUGCCUGCAUGAUGCACUGCACAAUCACCAUGUCACUACAUUCUGGAAUGUACUUCUAUACUUCUAAGGGGCUCAGGCUCGGCAUCGAUGUCAUCUCGUGCACCUACCUCGUCGUGCUCUGCUGCUUCCUUCUGGAUAUGCUUCUAUUCGUAACUUUCUCUAACAUCAUCGGCAUGUACAUAAAGGAUAUAGCGAAGAGCUACUCCUACCUAAUGAAGUUGGUGAAGAGGAACGUCUUCUACGUUCUAUUGCCUGUGGGAAAAAACUUCUACUCCAAGUUUUCCUUCUUCCUAGGGAUCAACAUAUCGAUAAUCUUCUUGACAUUCAUGUUGCUUUCUGCAUCGAAGAGGAUAGAGAUUUUAUUUCUUUCAUUUGAUGAUAUAUACUUUUUCAAGCCAAAGAACACAUGGUUAGAUGUGAGGUGGGUAUUACUCUUUCUACUUUACUACUUGUACAGCUCCCUUGAUAUAACUUUCCUUGAUCUUUUCUUCACGGAAAUAUCUCACAUUAUUACUCUCCUCAUUCUAUUUUACAUUAACUUUAAUUUCUUCUGGAUACGUGGAUUUAAAAAGACGAUGGAAAAAUUCGGCAAGUGUCCACUCAUCUGCCAACUUGUUCUGACUGCAUUAAAUCAGUUUUUCUUUUUCUACUUUGAAAUAAUUUUUCGUCUUCCCAACCGAGUUACUCUCUACUUGGUGCGGCAAGUUAUUAACAUUUGUAUAAUUCCCCUCGUGUCGGUGCUCCUAUUUCGGUGCGCUUGGUUCGGGGGGCCUAUGCAACUGCGGAGGGGUGGCAUAAAGCAGAUUCUGAUGGACGCCUAUGAGCUCGCCACCGAGUGCACCAACAAGCCCAAGAACAUCCAGCUCGAGUUCAGCCAGACAUCCAAGAGUGCCAAGUGGUUCAACCUCUACAUCAUCCUUUUCUGCAAAUACCUGGGGAUCGACCUGGUGUUUAUGUGCUUUGUACAUGUGGGAAGUAGCAUUUUUUCAAUAAAAGGAAAUUUUUUUAAAAAAAAAAAUGUCCAUCUGCAGACGGAUCCCUACCUCCUCUUUUUUCUCCUCUUCCUUUGCUACGUCUACAUUGUCUACAUUAAUGUACCCCUCCUCCAGAUGAUUAAGAGGCGCAAAUUCUUCCGGGUUAACAACUUUAAUGUCCUCGACUAUCCCAUAUGUUUUGAGGAGCCCAAGAGGUCGCAGAGAGGUCUCCUCUUUCAGGAGUUUAAGCGAGAGUGA
Molecule: messenger RNA, 2631 nt
Organism: Plasmodium knowlesi strain H
Lineage: Eukaryota; Apicomplexa; Aconoidasida; Haemosporida; Plasmodiidae
Product: amino acid transporter, putative
Exons: 4
Coding region: 1-2631 (876 amino acids)
Cellular component (GO): membrane
Source: RefSeq, a predicted model, not a curated record